This is a messenger RNA of Haliotis rubra (blacklip abalone), 327 nucleotides long. RefSeq names its product glutaredoxin 3-like. The record is from RefSeq and is a predicted model, not a curated record. Bases 1 to 327 code for a protein of 108 amino acids. The transcript is spliced from 4 exons. NCBI's taxonomy places the organism in Eukaryota, Metazoa, Mollusca, Gastropoda, Lepetellida, Haliotidae.
AUGCUGAGUUUGAGCAGAAGCUUUACGUGGCUGAGAGAUCCUGAACAUGUUCAUAAUAUCAUAAAGCUUUUACUGAAGCAGCUUGUCAGCAAGGCGCCGGUGAUGCUGUUCAUGAAGGGUCAUCCAGAUGCUCCACGCUGCGGCUUCAGCAAGAAGACAGUUGCCAUUCUUGGAGAAACCGGGGUGAAGUAUGACACGUUCGAUAUCCUGUCAGAUGACGAGGUGAGACAGGGGUUGAAGACAUUCUCCAACUGGCCGACUUAUCCCCAGUUGUAUGUUAAGGGAGAACUUGUUGGGGGACUUGACAUUAUCAAGAUAUUCGGAUAA